Messenger RNA from Octopus sinensis (East Asian common octopus), 3341 nucleotides. RefSeq lists its product as uncharacterized. Lineage: Eukaryota; Metazoa; Mollusca; Cephalopoda; Octopoda; Octopodidae. The record is from RefSeq and is a predicted model, not a curated record. Bases 856 to 2598 code for a protein of 580 amino acids. The transcript is spliced from 14 exons.
CAUAUAAUAUUUAUAUAUAUGCGUAUAUGUGUAUAUAUGUACGUAUGUAUACGUGUAUAUAUAUUAUAUAUUUGCUACACACUAAAAUAACAACGACGGUGUGUCCUAUUCUGUUCGGCUUGGAUAAAUUUUUUUCUGCUUGUUCUCUUCUACAAGUACCUACGUCACCUUCGCAAUCACCAUCAUCACCAUCAUCAUCAUUGUCAUCGUCCUCAUCAUCAUCAUCGUCAUUUCAUCGCCCUAUCUACUGCUACCUUGGAUAUGUAUAAAUAUAUAAAUAUAUAUAUAUAAGAAAUAUACAUACAUUCAUAAGCCUGCACGCACAUCGCAUCCACAACUAAUCUCUCUCUAACAAAACUUACACACUCACACAUGCACACGUGUAAACAGACACACACGUACAUGCACUGACACAUUACAAAACACAAACACAGACACAAACUUACACACGUACACAUUUAUAUAUAUAUAUACAUACAAACAUAUACAUAUCUUUAUAUACAUACGCAUACAGACACACACACACACGAGUGAAACUUACACAACUACGUUAUCACAAACAACACAAAUAUAUAUAUAUAUCUAUUUAUAAAUAUAUAUAUAUAAAUGGAUAUAUAACAUAUAUGAGUGUGUGUGUAUAUAUUUUGGAAUAAUAUACAUACAUACAUGUAUAACUACAAAUAUAUAGUGCUUCUCUACAAGGAGGUUCCGUAAAAAUAACACGAAUAUAUCCAAAUCAAACGAAGAAAGAGGUGAAAUAUUAUAACAUAAAAAAAAAAGAAUAUUUUUUAAAUAACAUAAUAUAUGAUUGAUAAUUAUUACGAUUAUUGUUAUUAAACCACAAAACUAAUUAACAUGGAACUUAUUACAGGAAUAAUGAUUUUGCUUAAAUGCCUUGAUCUUGCUUUCGCUGCCGGUUGCAAGUUCCCUGUUGACUGGCAAGGAGUUUGGUACAUUAAUGGCAGAGGCGAAAUACGGAUUGGCGCCACGAAUAUUAGCUACUUGGGAGAGUGUAUUCAGGAAAAAGAAUAUAAAUAUAAACUGCACGACAAAACACGUAAUUGUUAUCAGUGUAUCGUAUUUACCAACCGGACCAGUAAUCUUAUUGAGUACAAAAGUGGUUAUUGUCACAAUACGGAGGAUUUUCGAAAACUCUGUAGCACAAUUACAGGCGAUUCACAGCUUCACUCACUCGUACGAGUUCCCAGUGUGCCUGUACCAUGUCCGUUUCAAGGUAGUUACUUCUUCCGCUACAUGAACGGAAGUGUGAACUGCAGCAAACCGUUUUCACAGAUGCGAGAAUGUGCAGAUAACUCGCGAUUUAAAUUCCAUUUUAGAAAAUGUAAUGGAAAUCCGGAAACAACAGAAAAAGUGCUUGACUUCCAGUGCUUAGCAACCUGGAACAAUGGAGAUAAAAUGUUAUAUGGAAAGUUUACCGGAGAUUCAUUGAGUGCUGAUCAAAACAUGUAUCGUUGUAUGAUACAUGAUUUCUACGCCAGCGAAGGCUUAUUAGCAAUGUCAAUCGAUGCCAGUUGUCAAGGCCCGCAGUCGCCUCAAGUUGGACCAUUUACUAUGGAGUUACAGCGAAAUAACGAAGCUACAAAAGCUUACAGACAAAGACAACCAUGCCGGUUCCUCGAAGAAUUUGCUAGCAUCCAUAAGUGGAAGGAUUUGACUGGACGUUAUAUUAUUGAAGUGGAAGACAACAUGAACGUCUUCCGAAUUAAGGAUAACAUUCAUGGACUUAGUGAGGUGCCGCGGGACUGUAGCCACGGUCCGAAAGCUUUCCCAUAUGAAGUUCGGAGGUCUGAAAUUCGACUGGUUUCACGCUGUGUAUCACUGAAGGAGGGGACAAAAAAUACAUUCCUCACUUACACUACCAACGACUCUUGUGUAUCAAAGUACCAAUGCGUGAAAAUUGAACUGAUUGCUCGGUCAUUCUUCAAAAUGGUUAUAGGCUCACCUUACCAUAAUGACAAAGAUGCCUGCAAACACAUACAGUUGGUGAAAGCCUCCACGUUGUAUUUGUUACCUGCCGAAUCAAAACCAUCACCUUGUCCACUGCCUGGAACUUACGCUUAUAAAGAUUUCACAUCUCACUGUGUCGGAAGUCUCAUAAUUGGAUGUCAUAACGAAAACGAAAUAGAAAUCCAGGCUUCUUGCCCCUCAAUGCAUAAAGCAGUUGAAAUUGUGCAGUGCCUCUUCUCAUGGGGCAAUGAGCAUAUUUUGCAUUUGAUCACCCAGAAGCCCACAACUGGUACACGAACAACGGGCUACUGUUUGACAUUUGCAGAUAGUCUUGAUGCCAUGGAUCUAUAUUCUGACCCGACUUGUAGUUCGGACAAUUUAAUGAUAAUGAACAAAACACUACGUAUACAUCUUACAAAACCUGAAGCAAAAUGUGUGACUCAAAAAGAACAUACAGCAUCUUCUAAUUCUCAACACCAGCAGGGGGAGACUAAUAUAAUCACCGUUGGUAAAGGUGGCUCACACGAACUUAUAAAUGGUGUGGAAUCGAAGAAUGUAUCCCACCUACAACAAUUUUUCAUCUUAAUAAUUUCUAUUGUCGCGAUUAUUUGCUUGCAGUCCGGCAGGUGACUGUUUCCCGUCUGCCAGAGUUGAUAGUUUUUGCAUUGAAAAUUAACAGAAAAAUUCAAAAGAAUAUAUAUAUAUAUAUAUAAAAUUGUAAAGAAAAUUCCCAACAAUAAUAUAAAUAAUAAAAAAAAAAUGUGAAGCCCAGCUUUGCAGUGGACAACAGGAUGCCGAAUGACAAUGAGAAUAUUGAAUGUUAAAAAUACUGAUGAUGAAAAUAUCGCAGAGAAUGAUGUCAAUAAUGAUGAAGAUGAUGAUGAAAAGAAAGAUAAAUAUGAUUAUGAAUGAGAAGAUUACGAUACUGAUGAGGAUCAUGAUAAAUUAUCUAUAAAAUGAUAAAUAUCUUGGCCACUAUGACAUCUGAAAAAUGGACAAUGAGAUGAAAUUGAGUUGGAUAGUGAUAAUAAAAGAACAAUACCAAUAAUAAUGACAACAAACACAAUAACAAUAGUAAUGAUGUUGAUGAUGAUAUUAAUAAUAAUGAAAUAGUGAAAGGUUAAUGAAAAUAGAUAUGAAAUUAUGUAGCGUUAUAUAUAAAUAUAUUAGAACUUUAAUUGUGAUAUUAAAGAUUGCAAUAAUAAGUUAAUAGUAAUAUACAGAAUAGAAUUAACUAAACAAGAUUAAAAUUUUAUUAAGGAACACGAUAGAGAUGAUAAAAGUGACACAAUUUAUACAUAAAUUAUUAUGAAUAAUAAUCAUGCAAUCAGAUGUAUGGAAAUAAUAAGUUAAAAGAUAGAAAUAUAGAUACA